Molecule: messenger RNA, 270 nt
Organism: Peromyscus eremicus (cactus mouse)
Lineage: Eukaryota; Metazoa; Chordata; Mammalia; Rodentia; Cricetidae
Product: small ubiquitin-related modifier 2-A-like
Exons: 2
Coding region: 1-270 (89 amino acids)
Biological process (GO): protein sumoylation
Cellular component (GO): nucleus
Molecular function (GO): protein tag activity; ubiquitin-like protein ligase binding
Source: RefSeq, a predicted model, not a curated record
AUGCUCUCGGAAGGAGCCAAGACCGAGAACAGCGAUCAUAUACAUGUGAAAGUGGCGGGCGAUGGUUCUUUGGUGCUUUAUGAGGUCAAGAGGCAGACUGUUAGUGAGCCAGUAAAAGCCUGUUGUGAAGCACAGGGUUUGUCUGUGAGGCAGAUUGGAUUCCAGCUUGAUGGGCAACCAAUCGGUGAAACAGACACACCUGCACAGCUGGAAGCAGAGGAUGCAAAUAUGACAGAUGUGUUCCAGGGACAGACAGGAAGUGCCUACUAG